AUGGGUGGCAUCGGGAUCUGGGGCAUGCACUUCGUCGGUAAUAGAGCUAUCGUGUUACAAAACGGAGACCCCCAACGUCAGAUACUCUACAACCCCGGCUUCACUGCAAUCUCUUUCUUUAUGCCAAUCCUCGUCCUCCUUUUCGCUUUCUACACUCUUGGAAUGCCCACUCGAGCUCGUCAGCUUCAUGUUGCCAUCGCUGCCUGCCUGACUGGGGCCGCCGUUUGUGCCAUGCACUAUCUCGGCCAGUACGGUGUUGAGAACUAUGUUUGCUCAUACCGAGUGCAAAAUGUCGCCGGGGCUGCUGUCAUCGCCGUGUUGGCCAGUUUUACCGCGCUUGGAAUCUUCUUUCGAUUGCGAGACGCAUGGAAAGACGGCUGGUGGAAAAGAGCCUUGUGUGGUGUCAUUCUCGCCACUGCUGUCUCCGGAAUGCACUGGACGGCCGCGGUCCGUACCAUAUACCAUUGGAAAGGCGAUUUGAAUAUCCACGGCAACUCCAGAUCGCAAACUGCAGUCAUUGCAGCCGCUCUCUCAAUGGGCUCCUGUGUCAUCCUUCUUGUGGUGGCCUUCGUCCGAGGCCGCAAUAAACGCACUGCCAGAAUUAAAUCACAGCGUCUGGUUCUAGCUUGCGCUUACUUUGACGAUGAGGGCAAAGUGAUGGUCACCCAGGAAGGGACCUUGCCAAGUGAAAAAAUAACAAACCACUAUGUUGAGAAGACUUUCGGAGAAGAUGAACUUGGCAGGUCUCAUCCGUCCUACCUCUGGAUCUUUAAGGCAUCUCACAACUGGAUAACGCUGCGGGACCUCAUUCCCAGCAUGAAAGAGCAUGUCGAAAACGACCCAGUGGCAAGGAAAUACCGGCCGAGCAACACUUCCAAAACUUUGCCAGACGACGCCAUAGCAGGUAGCAUCAGCUUCGCUCCAAUCUUCAAGCAGCUGUUUUGUGUCACGGCCCAGCAGCUAGCCAAUCUUGUCCACCAGCCUUUGGAGAGGGUAGGAGUCCUCUUCGAAGAACCCUUGGAGACAGGAACAACCUCUAUGCACACGCAAUUGAGGAUUCACAUCAGGCCUCUAUCAGCAAAAUCGUACAACAAGGCGACGGAGGUAGAGAACGGCUUUUCAUCUCCGCCUAUGCUGGCUCGAGGAAAAUACUUUUUCCUUCACCGACAAAUAAGCAAGAGUGAGGCAGCCAGGUUUGCCGCAUUGGGAUACCGGUUUGCCACCCUUGGGCAAAUCGCAGAACCACUGGCUAAGAGCAUGCAAGUCGACUGUGAUGAGAUGGUGGCGAAGAUCGAGCGCAUGAGACGGAGCGCAUCACCCGAGCACCUUCCACCGCCUGGAGUGCAUCUCGCUUGUUUUAUGCUCCGUCCAAGCAUGUACAAAAGUUUCGACGUCCUUGUCCCAACCGCCUCGCAAGACCAUUUACCUUAUGUCACAAUGCAAUGCGGUGAUCUGUCAAAAGAGCAACUCGCCCAGCUACACCGUUUUGAUGAUUCGACUGUCAGCGAGAUUUUGAGGAUGCUUCUCGGCCAAUCUGGCGGAUCACAAAUUGGCGAAGGGACCCGAUGGCAGCUUUACAACACUUUCGUUAAGCUCGUCGAUGUCAUCGGUGACUAUGAUACCAUGAUGCAGGCCAAAUUUUCCGCCAAAGCAUUCCGAGUCCCAUGUCGACCCACCAAUGGCCCAGGUGCUUCAACAACAUGCACCUUCCUGACGGUUCGAGUGCUGAGAAACAUACAUACGUCAUCGAGUAAGAAGGAAUUGACAUAUGUUCCUUUAUCCUUUUUCAGUGCGCAGCAACAGGUUCAAGCAAAAGAUUGCAGGGAUGAAUCAUUUGAGCGGAAAGUCAAAGCAGAGUUUCAGCAUCCCGCCCGUGGCGACUUCACCAAGUAUCCCUCGUCCAUCAGCGUUAAGGGCGGCAGAAGGACGAGCUCAGGGGAUUUGACGCUUCAAGGCUCGGAGUCACCUAAGUUGGGUUCAUGGAAAACCGCAUUGACUCGGUUUUCCAUUAUUCCUAGACGUCGAAGCGAUGAAGCCACGAUUGUUGGGCGUGACAAGAGCAUCGAGGAAGCAUCUGACGUUGAAAUGGUGGGCAUUGCAAUGUUGGGAAGCACUCGCCAUGGCAAUGAGAUAGGAACGACGCAAACGACGCAUGCGGACAUCAUUGAACUCAAGCAAGGGGGAAAUGGGCAAAGCAGCUGGGUCAGCGAAGUGUUCGGUCUCUUCCGACUCGGAGCGGAAGGGUGGUCCAAUGCAAAAGGGGGAGGGUACAAAUGGGACACAAAUGCCCCGCACGCAAAUGAAGCUGGAAGGAAGGAUUGUCAAUAG
Cladophialophora immunda is the source of this 2328-nucleotide messenger RNA. RefSeq lists its product as uncharacterized. Bases 1 to 2328 code for a protein of 775 amino acids. The transcript is spliced from 3 exons. Lineage: Eukaryota; Fungi; Ascomycota; Eurotiomycetes; Chaetothyriales; Herpotrichiellaceae. The record is from RefSeq and is a predicted model, not a curated record.